This is a messenger RNA of Malassezia restricta, 2307 nucleotides long. RefSeq names its product multiple RNA-binding domain protein 1. Bases 1 to 2307 code for a protein of 768 amino acids. Gene Ontology annotation, molecular function: RNA binding. The transcript has 2 exons. NCBI's taxonomy places the organism in Eukaryota, Fungi, Basidiomycota, Malasseziomycetes, Malasseziales, Malasseziaceae. The record is from RefSeq and is a predicted model, not a curated record.
AUGUCCCGCCUGAUUGUCAAGGGACUGCCGACGUACUUGACGGAUGCGCGACUGCGUGAACAUUUUGCGCAGAAAGGCACCGUGACUGAUGUCAAGCUCAUGCGGCGUCCAGAUGGUACGUCGCGGCGGUUUGGCUUCGUGGGUUUUCGAACGGAGGCCGAAGCGGAGGCAGCGCGUGCGUACUUUGACCGCACGUAUAUGGAUACGUCGCGCAUUUCUGUGGCUAUGGCCAAACAGAUUGGUGAUGAGGAACUGGAGGCGAAGAAAAAGGCUGGGAAGCCCGAUACCCCUGUAGCGCCUCCGAAAGAUACCAAGAAGCAGCCCAAGGAAAACAAGGGCGCUUCGUUUGAAGAGUUCAUGUCGGUCAUGGCGCCCAAACUGAAGCGCAAGUCGUGGAUGAACAAUGAGGACCUUGGUGCACAAGCGCCCAAGGAGCCAGAUGCGGUCCCUGAGCCGAAGAAGAAGCGGAAGCAGGAGCAGGCGGUGCAGGCACCGACGGACGGUGCAGCCGCCGAUGAGGCCCUCUCGGAUCUCGAGUACAUGCGUCGGCGCAUGCGACACAAGGUGGCGGGUGAUGAGCCGAAGGCAUUUGAGCAGAGUGAUGAGGAAAGCGAGAGUGACGACGAGGACGCGGAAGAGGCACCGGCCGCCGAGGAAGAAGCUGCCGCGCGUCGUCGCGCGCAAUUGGAGGAGAAGCAACGCAAGGAUGAGGAGAAUGUGGAUACGAUCAUGGAGUCAGGGCGCCUUUUUGUGCGCAACCUGCCUUUUUCCGCCACCGAGGACGAGUUGGCUGCGAUGUUCGAGUCGUAUGGAUCUGUGGAGCAGGUGCACAUUCCCGUGGAUGCUCAGACCAAGACGUCCAAGGGCCUGGCGUUUGUCAAGUUUGCCGAUCCUGCGCAUGCGCUGCUCGCGUAUCGUGGCCGCGAUGGGGCUAUUUUCCAGGGCCGCCUGCUGCAUGUGCUGCCGGCUGUGGACUUGGCGCCUAAGCCCUUGGCGUCUUCUACGCUCAAGCAAAAGCGGUGGGAGGCGAAAAAGGCGAUGGCCGGCAAGGACUUCCAGUGGGGUAUGCUGUACAUGAACAGUGAUGCGGUGGCGUCGUCGAUUUCGGAUCGCUUCGACGUGCCCAAGUCUGUGUUGCUCGGCACGGACGACGACGGAACGGGCGCGAGUCCCGCGGUGCGACUGGCGCUCGCUGAGACGCGCAUCAUACAAGAAACGAAGCAGUUCUUUGCGGAUCACGGCAUGCAUCUCGAUGCGCUCGAGCGUGUCAAGACGCGCACCGACGAUACGAUUUUGGUGAAAAAUAUACCCUACGGCACGGGCGCCGACGAGAUCCGUGCGCUGUUUGCUCGCUACGGCGACGUGGCCCGUGUCCUGAUCCCGCCGUCGAAUACGAUUGCCGUCGUCGAGAUGCCGGUGGUGAACGAGGCACGCGCCGCGUUCCGUGCGCUUGCGUACAAGCGCUUCAAGGAUGCGGUGCUGUACUUGGAAAAGGCGCCCACGGGCUUUUUGCCGCCGCGCGACGCGUCUCAGCCCGAGACGGUGUCUGGCGUGCAGGGCAAGCAGGCGCCGGACUCGAGUCGUGCGCUACUCGAGACGAACGAGGCGGCGGCCGAUGGCACACUCUACAUCAAGAACCUGAGCUUUGCUACGACGAGCGAGCGCUUGGCCGAUGCGUUCCGAGCGCUCGAUGGCUUUGUGUUUGCACGCGUCCAGACCAAGCCGGAUCCCAAGCAGCCGGGUCAUCGACUGAGUAUGGGCUAUGGCUUUGUGGGCUUCACGCGUGCGGAGCAUGCCCAGCGGGCCCAAGAGGUGAUGCAGGCGCAUGUGCUCGACGGGCAUACGCUGGCCGUGUCGCUCGCGCGUCGUGGCCACGACGAGGCACCGAUCCCGCGUGCGCCAUCAGCCAAGAUGCUGGUCAAAAACAUGCCCUUCGAGGCGACAAAGAAAGACAUUCGCGAGCUCUUUGGUGCGCAUGGCGUCCUCAAAAGCGUGCGUGUGCCCAAGCAGGUGCACGGGCGGACGCGCGGCUUUGCGUUUGUCGAGUUUGUGUCGCGCCGUGAGGCGGAGAAUGCUAUGGCCGCGCUGCGCCACACGCACUUGCUAGGCCGUCACCUGGUGCUGGAGUGGGCCGGGGACGCUGACGGCACGGCCGGUGUUGAGGAGCUGCGUGCCAAGACACGUGGCGCGUUCGUCGGCGAGGCAGACAAGCACCGCGCGCUUGGCCAGCGUGCCAAGAUCCGCAUGGGCACAGAGCAGGUAGCCGAGGCGGCGGCCCGGGAGCGGGCGGAGCAGAGCGACGACUAG